This is a messenger RNA of Puccinia graminis f. sp. tritici CRL 75-36-700-3, 801 nucleotides long. RefSeq lists its product as uncharacterized. Lineage: Eukaryota; Fungi; Basidiomycota; Pucciniomycetes; Pucciniales; Pucciniaceae. The record is from RefSeq and is a predicted model, not a curated record. The transcript has 5 exons. The coding region runs from base 1 to 801 and encodes 266 amino acids.
AUGUCAGUCACAGAGGAUCAGAUCGUCAAGGACGUCCAGAAAGUAUGCACACAAGCCGUCGAACUCGGGAAACAUCUGGAUCUUACCGUCCGAGGGGUAAUUCAACAGUUGAUCGAUGAGAUGAAGCAUGAUGAAGAAUUUGUGAACUCAAAACCAAUCAAGAGAUUAAUCAAAACUACUGCGGCAGAAUGUCUACAGCCCGUCACACAACCCGAACCCGAUCCAACAGACGAAAAGCAGGCAGAAACGAAAGACUCAGCCGAUCAACCAGAAGAAACAACCACCCAGAAAGACUUAGUCGAUCAACCUGAAGAAACAACCACUCAGAAAGACUCAGUUGAUCAACCGAAAGAACCCAAAGAGGACAAGAAAGAUUCCCUAGCUCUACCCGAUCAAUCGUCUGCUCCUCCUUCGCGUCCACCCAGCAAAAAAAGAGCAAGAACAUCAAGCAAAGGUGUAUUCAAGUCGGCCGAAAUGGUUGAUUCUGAUGGAAACUCAAUUCACGAAGAUGAAGAAUCAACUGUCAAACCCGCCUCCAAGCCAAAGGUCAAGAGAGAAAGGAAGAGUAAAGGAACUAAGAAGGAUGAUUCAGAGCAAGAAUCAAAGAAAACCCUUGACAAAGAACAAAAAUCAGAAGACGAUGAAAAGCCUACAUCGAGCACACCCGCUCCCAAAAGUGGAAAGGGCAAACGACGCGAGUCUGCGCCGGUUGAUAAAGAUGAAGAGAGGAUUAAAAAAUUAAAAGUGGGCAGGUUAUCUCAAAGCCAUCGUCAUGUUUGUGCAUUCGAAUACAGAUGUUGA